AUGACUGACUUACACCAAAAACACCCAGACGAUCUCGAAGAGAUUCUCGAUGGUCAAUUCGAAGAUGCAGAUGCUAAUUUUGCUCGUCCAACUAUUAGAGUGUCCGAAGCUACAGAGGACACGCCCACUCCAGGUCCGUCAUCAUUAGAGGUUAAUGAUGACAUCACAGAGCAAAAACAACCAGAGCCCACUCCAAUUCGCAUCAAGACUCGGGAAUCAUGUAUUGGUGUACCACCAAUAGACCCACUGAAUCUGUCUGCGAUUCAAAACUUCCAGCUCCAGCAAAUCCGAACAAAGCUGCGUGGAUUUAGUGAACGGCACAAGGAGCUGCUGGAAAUGGCCGCUCAAAUAACUAGGCUCACGUUAGACGAACUCGAGGGCCACGAAAAAAUGCUGGAAGCUGAUUGGAACGAGGUAGUGGCCAUUCAGAAGGAAUUCGCGGUCAACCUGCUUCCCAUUCAAGAAUACCUGGCCUAUGAGGGGUACAAAAAGGCCACCACAUGGCGUCGGGAUUGCUCAAAGUUGAUUUAUCAACUAAAAGGGCAACUCAAAAAAGAGGAGGCGAACACCUCAACUAAGCAAGCCAACCAAUUAAAGCGUAUCUCACUCAUCACUUUCGAUGGAAGUCACUCUAAAUGGAGCCAAUUUAGAGAUCUCUUCCAAUCACUGGUGGGCAAGGACGACUCAAUCCCGCCAGUACAGACGCUGGUUCGCCUCAAGGAAGCACUCAAGGGAACAGCCUCUCAAUUAUUGUCCACCUUCACAAUAACUGAGGAAAAUUAUGAGAAGGCAUGGGACAAAUUAGUGAGGAAAUACGAGGAUCCUAGAUUAGCAGCACAGGCUCUAUUCAACAGGGUCCUCAGUCUUCCCAAGAUCACUAAGGCGAACGCAGAGAACCUCAAUUCGAACGCAGCAGCUACUCUGGAGACGUUCGAUCAGCUGAUCGCCACAACAAGACUGCCAAAAGACCAAAUUUUGGAACAGAUGCUGGUUCGUCUAUUAAGAAGAUCUCUGGACACAGAGGCCCUAAGAGCAUGGGAACUCAAAGUAGGGGAUUCCAAGGAUUUCCCAUCACUCAAGGAGUUCACCAACUUCGUGGAGUCGUGCGCACGAGGUAUCAACGCAGGAGAACGACUCCAUCCGAAGACUCAAACUCAACGACCACGACCAGCAUCUCCUCAAGGGACACGAAGAGUUUUCACAGCCUCAACUCAAUCAGUUGAUCAUCGAGAGGCAACAAAGCCCAGCAACAACUGCGCUUACUGCAAGGGGUUGCGUUUCAUUGCGAAUUGCGACAAAUUUAUAGCCCUAUCACCAAUCCAGAGGAACGACUUCGUCUCUACCACCAGACUGUGCUUUAACUGUCUAGGGCCACACAUCUUCUCAAAGUGCAAAACUCAGAAGACGUGCUUCACCUGUAAACGCAGGCACCACACGUUGAUACACGGAGGCAGCCCACACACAAAGGGGGAGGUUCAUCAAAACGAGCCAGUGGCCUCCACCUCAAAGGCAGAAAGUGCACCUCCGAAGAAGGAGUCGUCAGAUUGGAACUCUAGACGUACAUCACCGGAGACUACGCUCAACACGGCAACGAUCAGUAAGGCAGAAGAGACACACAAUCAGAAGAUACUCAACAAUCAGCGGGGUCACCAAUCGAAAGACACUCACCAACGCGUGUUGCUAGCCACAGCCCAAGCAAGGAUUCAAUCUCCAAGAGGCUUCACACUGAAUAUAAGAAUGCUGCUCGAUCAAGGAUCAGAGCUAUCCUUCAUCUCCGAGCAACUAGUAAAAUCUCUCGACCUCUCAAUAAUGUCAUCAUCAAUUGAGUUCAUCGGAAUCGCAGAAACGAACGCAGGACGCACGAGAGGAGUAGCUCCAAUUACACUCUACGCACUCGACGGGUCAGAACAAGUUGACCUUGAUGCCCACGUUCUCAAGAAACUCACCGUGAAGCUACCAUCCUUCUCCUGCAAAUCACCAAGGAUCGACCCACUCCAAGGUCUUCAACUAGCCGAUCCAGACUAUCUCAAACCUGGGCCAAUAGAGAUCAUAUUAGGAGCUGACACCUAUGGGCGGAUCCUCAAGCAGAGAGUAGUCAGCUCCAGUAACACUCAAUUAGUUGGCCAACAAACCGUAUUCGGAUGGAUCCUAUCCGGACCAGUUGAAUGCAAAGGUUGUUCACCAAGGAUUUCAUUAUCGGCCGUAAAGGAAUCCAUAAAUGUACAACUGCUAGAGCUUCUUCAAAGAUUAUGGACUCAGGAAGAAUUACCAACAACGCACACCUCAGAGCUAUCACCAGAUGAACUCCAGACAUCAGCAGAAGCACUCGGCAACUCAAAGCUCAAAGCCUCAAGGCAACUACAGUCAGUUGCACGUCGUCUCAAGGCAGACGAUAAUUACGCCAAGCUCUAUAGAGACUUCAUCGACGAGUAUGAGGCAUUAGGACACAUGAGGAGAGCACCAAUAGAAGGAGAACCCUCUACAUCAUACUAUCUACCGCAUCACGAGGUUCUACGAGAAGACGCACUCACUACGAAAUUGAGAGUAGUCUUCAACGGCUCAAGCAAAACCUCAUCAGGAAUAUCCCUCAACGACAUCCUCUAUCCUGGUGGGAAGAUCCAAGCAGACACGAUGAACGUCUUGACAUGGCUGAGAAAGCACAAACUAGUCUUUGGAACAGACAUAGUCAAGAUGUUUCGACAGAUAAACGUUCACAAGGACCAGUGGAAUCUCCAGAGAAUACUGUGGCACAAUUCGCAACAGCUCAUCACCUACGAGCUCACCACAGUUACGUACAGAUUAAACUGUUCUCCAUGGCUAUCUUUAAGAGUGCUCCAGCAAUUAGCAGAGGACAAAGGCCAUCGAUAUCCUGCCGCAGUUGAGACACUCACCAAAGGCAGAUAUGUCGAUGACAUUUACGGUGGAGCAGAAACCGCAGAAAAACUCAGAGAAAUCGCCUGGCAGCUGAGUGGUCUUUGCCAAGCAGGCGGGUUUCGACUCCAGAAGUGGAGCAGCAACUGUCCACAAGCCUUGGAGACAUUAGGAAUAUCAUCAAUUCAAUCGAUAAUCCAAUUGCAAGAGCCUAUCACCAGAGUCCUUGGAUUGUAUUGCCAUCAAACCAGUGAUACAUUCCAAUACAAAUCAAAGGAGUUUGAUUCAGCGGUGUUCACGAAGAAAACAACAUUAUCAGAAAUAGGUCAACUCUUCGAUCCAUUGGGACUCAUCGCACCAGUAGUCACUCCAGGGAAGAUAAUCAUCCAAGAUCUAUGGAAGUUAAAGCUCAACUGGGAUGAACCUCUACCGGAAGACUAUCAACGCCAAUGGAAAGACUUCAGGCUCAAUCUCAAGACGCUGAAUCAAAUCUCAGUACCGAGAUGGUUGAGAAUUUCAUCCAAGACGAAGAGAAUCCAAAUCCAUGGAUUUGCAGACGCCUCCACCGCAACAAUGGGUGCAGUAGUGUACCUCAGGACAGAGAACCUCAAUGAGCCUAUUUCAACAGUACUGGUGUGCGCAAAAACAAGGGUGGCUCCUAUCAAGCGCAUGACCAUUCCUCGUCUUGAACUCAACGCAGCUGUCCUGCUUACGAAGUAA
Molecule: messenger RNA, 3591 nt
Organism: Diachasmimorpha longicaudata
Lineage: Eukaryota; Metazoa; Arthropoda; Insecta; Hymenoptera; Braconidae
Exons: 3
Coding region: 1-3591 (1196 amino acids)
Source: RefSeq, a predicted model, not a curated record